Micropterus dolomieu (smallmouth bass) is the source of this 603-nucleotide messenger RNA. RefSeq lists its product as uncharacterized. The coding region runs from base 91 to 294 and encodes 67 amino acids. Gene Ontology annotation, molecular function: zinc ion binding. Gene Ontology annotation, biological process: regulation of gene expression; intrinsic apoptotic signaling pathway in response to DNA damage. The transcript has 4 exons. The record is from RefSeq and is a predicted model, not a curated record. Lineage: Eukaryota; Metazoa; Chordata; Actinopteri; Centrarchiformes; Centrarchidae.
ACAUAUAUGCACACGUAUGCUCUCAUAGGAUAUCAUCUCUCACAAAAGCGUACGCAUCCACCACUGUGUGAUAAAUAAUUAUAUACCAUCAUGGUAGGCUACUGUCCAAUCUGUGGGAAGCCCGUUUACUUUGGUGAGAAGAAGAGGUCCUUAGGGAGGGACUACCACCCUCUUUGUCUGAAGUGUCAAAAGUGCAACAGACAGCUCACAGCUGGGCAACAUGCUGAGUAUGAUGAGAAGCCAUACUGUUCACACUGCUACCUGAAGAUGUUUGGUCCAAGAGGUAACAGGUGACUGGUGUCGCCACGGCACAGUGCAGCUCCUUCACAGACUCCCGUUUGAGCCAAAAUGGACAAACGCUGACAUAUGAAAGACCUGCUGGGUCUGUUUAUUGAAAAUGAAUAAAUACAUAUGAAUGAUAGACAGAUUUAUAAGAGCCUCUCUACUUGAGUUGAGGUGUUAUCAUUUAUACCUCCACAAAAUUAAAUAUUUAUAAAUGUGUGAUGACCACUUUGUGCUACGUGAUUGUUCACUUUUAUAAUGUAAAUUGAUUUUGCUUGUAGAAAAUUAUAAGUCAGUAUUAAUAAACACCUCCCUGGGGGA